Molecule: messenger RNA, 1707 nt
Organism: Hippocampus comes (tiger tail seahorse)
Lineage: Eukaryota; Metazoa; Chordata; Actinopteri; Syngnathiformes; Syngnathidae
Gene: irx1b
Product: iroquois homeobox 1b
Exons: 5
Coding region: 336-1691 (451 amino acids)
Biological process (GO): regulation of transcription by RNA polymerase II; neuron differentiation; cell development
Cellular component (GO): nucleus
Molecular function (GO): DNA-binding transcription factor activity, RNA polymerase II-specific; RNA polymerase II cis-regulatory region sequence-specific DNA binding
Source: RefSeq, a predicted model, not a curated record
CCACGACCUGGGCUAACCAAUGCACUAAUCGCCUGCCCUGGGCAUAGGAGGAGCUUGGAGCUUAAGUAGGCUGCCAAUCAGUCAGUCGGCUCCACAUCCAGAAAGCUCCUGCGGCCAAACGCGCGCAUCACUCCGCACUCGGCGUGCCAAAGUGGGGCUUUGACUCGGAGUGUUAGAAGCGCGCAAAGUGGAAGGAAGCUCGACUCUGGUGAUCGAGACACCUUUUUUUUUUAUUUUGAGCGUCUUCUAUUAUCUAUUUGGGAAUUUUCUCUCUUUUUUUUCCCACCCCUCCCACUGCCUUCUCUUGUCGCCAUUCGGGAGAGAUUUUAUUGGACAUGGCUUUCCCUCAACUGGGGUACCCCCAGUUCCUCAACGCCGCUCACGAGGUGUACUCGAGCGAACGGUCGGCCUCUAGCCGGGAAGGAAGCAGCGAAAGCGGCGUCAGCUCGUCUGCGACGGCCGCCGCCGUGGGCUCCAUGCUGGGGAUGUACGGGAGCCCAUGGGCGGCCCCCAACUACAGUGCCUUUCUGCCGUACAGCGGAGCACCAGACCUCGCCCUCAUCUCUCAAAUGGGCUCUCAGUACGAGUUAAAGGACAGCCCCGGUUCCCACCCGGGCCCUCUACCUGUGCACGCCGCUCAAGGUUUCUACCCGUACGGACAGUACCCAUACGGCGACCCGUCGAGAGCCAAGACCGCCACACGAGAGACCACCAGCACCCUGAAGGCCUGGCUGCAGGAGCACCAGAAAAACCCUUACCCCACCAAAGGGGAGAAGAUCAUGCUUGCGAUCAUUACGAGGAUGACACUCACACAGGUGUCCACGUGGUUUGCAAACGCACGCAGGCGUCUCAAGAAGGAGAAUAAGGUGACGUGGGGCCGCAGCGCCGAGGACCGCGACGGACGCAUCUUCAGCAGCGACAACGAGGACGAGCAAGGCAAGAACGGCAGCGACGACGACGAAGACGAGGAGAUCGACUUGGAAACGGUCGAGAUCGAAAGAGCGGAGGAGCCGCGCGCCGCAGCGGAGCAGGGCUGCAGGAAGGGGGAGAAGGAGUCGGACGCGGCCGGCAGGGAGGCCUCGACGGAGCCUCGGAGCUCGGAGAGCACCAGGACGCAUUCCGUGGACGCGACUAUUUCGCUCAAUAAAGCCCAGCCCGCGGCCAAACUGGCGGAUCUCUCCCCCGGCAGACAGGAGUGCCAGAGACCGCCGCAGAGCAAACCCAAAAUCUGGUCCCUGGCCGAGACCGCCACGGCACCGGACAGCUCGCACAAACCCUGCCACGCCGCACACGCGCACCACCCGGCUUUGGCGCCCGCCGGACACCCGGCGCUGCUCCCGGGUCAUGGGAUAUACACGUGCCAGAUCGGCAAACUGCACAACUGGGCCAACGCGGCUUUUCUCAACGCCAACUCGCUCUUGAACAUGAGGUCGCUCCUCGGAGGAGCGCAGGGCGGACAUCUGCCUCUGCGCGGCCCCGCGCCCCCCGCGCGCCGCGACGCGCGGCCCGGACACGGGACUUCGGGGACGGAAGACGACAGCGACGGAGACUCGUCCGGAAGCUUUAGUCCGAAACGAGACGAUGAAGACAGCGACCACAGGCCGGAGUCGCUCAAGUCUCCAUUCCGGCUCAUCGCGGACAGAUCUCACCAUGGCACGGCGACACAGAGAGCUCUCACAUCAACGUUAUGAAAAUACUAACCAAUUU